Messenger RNA from Alosa sapidissima (American shad), 4648 nucleotides. RefSeq names its product 5'-nucleotidase, ecto (CD73) (gene nt5e). Gene Ontology annotation, molecular function: 5'-nucleotidase activity; metal ion binding; nucleotide binding. NCBI's taxonomy places the organism in Eukaryota, Metazoa, Chordata, Actinopteri, Clupeiformes, Clupeidae. Gene Ontology annotation, biological process: AMP catabolic process. The record is from RefSeq and is a predicted model, not a curated record. Gene Ontology annotation, cellular component: plasma membrane. Bases 124 to 1848 code for a protein of 574 amino acids. The transcript has 9 exons.
CUUCUGGCGGUGUCAGAGUAGCCUAGGCUAAAACUCGCUUUGAGGCUCGCAGCAGUGCAAUCUGCACUUCAGUGCGUGUGAAGAAGACCAUAGCCUAUAGCCUACCUCAUCGCAGAGGCGGAGAUGGGGACGGAAAAGUGGCGGUUUUCUACACUCGUUUGCACUUUCCUCUGCACUCAAGCUAUCGUCGGAAAGGCAUGGGACUUAACCUUGCUUCAUACCAACGAUGUCCAUGCACGGAUAGAAGAAACAAGCAAGGAUUCGGGAAAAUGCACGAAACCUCCGUGUUUCGGUGGAGUGGCGAGGAGGCAUACGGAAAUAUCACAGCUUCGCCGAACGGAACCUAAUGUAUUGCUGCUGGAUGGCGGCGACCAGUUUCAGGGCACGGUUUGGUUCAACUUAUACAAAGGUGCAGAGGCAGCCUAUUUCAUGAACAAACUCGGAUACGAUGCAAUGGCUCUAGGGAACCAUGAAUUUGACAAUGGAUGGGAAGGCCUUGUCAGUCCCUUUCUGCAAGAUGUGAGCUGCACCAUCCUGAGUGCUAACAUCAAAGCAGAUGCCUCUCUGGCAUCCAGCGUUUCAGGGAAAUAUUUGCCUUACAAGAUUUUCAACAUGGGUUCAGAGACAGUGGCUGUGGUAGGAUACACAUCCAGAGAAACACCUGCUCUGUCUAUGCCAGGUCCACACCUGAUAUUCCACGAUGAGAUAACAGCCCUGCAGACAGAAGUUGAAAAACUCAAAACUCUGGGCAUUAAUAAAAUCAUUGCCCUCGGCCACUCUGGUUUUACGGUAGACAAAGAAAUUGCAGAAAAGGUCUCAGGUGUGGAUGUGGUGAUCGGAGGACACACGAACACGUUCCUGUACACAGGAAUAGCCCCGUCCAACGAGGUCCCGGCUGGACCUUAUCCCUACAUGGUGAAAUCACAAGAUGGCCGACAGGUGCCUGUGGUACAGGCUUACGCCUUUGGGAAAUACCUUGGCCAUCUUAAAGUGACUUUUGACGACAGUGGAAAUGUUCUUAAGGCAGAAGGCAAUCCAAUAUUACUGGACAGCUCCAUACAACAAGACCCUGCAAUCCUUGCUGACGUUGAGGAGUGGAAGAAAAGCUUGGCUAAUUACACAGCUCAGUUUGUGGGCAAGACUCUCGUCUAUCUCAAUGGGACUUCACAGGAGUGUCGGUUCCGCGAGUGCAACCUGGGAAACCUCAUCUGUGACGCCAUGGUGGACCACAACAUCAAGUAUGCCGAUGAGGUUCAGUGGAACCACGUGAGCGCAUGCCUGCUAAACGGUGGGGCAGUGCGGUCACCCAUUGACGAGCGUGCCCGAAAUGGUUCUAUCACAAUGGAGGACCUGAUUGCAGUCUUGCCCUUUGGAUCCACAUUUGACUUGCUUCAGCUGAAAGGCUCCACCAUCAGAAAGGCCUUUGAGCAUGGCGUGCGACGGCAUGGAGGGGGCACAGGGGAAUUCCUACAAGUAUCAGGCUUUCAGGUUGAGUUUGAUCUCUCUCGGGAACCCUUCCAGCGUGUGACAUCUGUCCACAUCCUUUGCACCGAGUGUCGAGUUCCACGCUAUGAGCCAAUGGAAGAUGAAAAGGUUUACAAAUUAGUCAUGCCGUCUUACAUUGCGGAUGGUGGUGACGGUUAUACAAUGAUCAAAGAGGAGAAGUUGAAGCAUGAUAGUGGCGAUCUGGACAUCGCGGUGGUGGAACGCUACAUCAGCGAGUCCAAGAGAGUUCACCCGGCUGUGGAAGGGCGCAUCAAGUUCUCAAGCUUGGCAGGUGGAGGACCUAGUCGCAUGAUCUCACUUCCGCUCUUGAUCAUGCUUUUGGCUUUGUCAGUGAGCCUAUAGUCAGCGCUGUCUGAACCAGAGUUAUUAGAGUUAGAAUUAUUUUAACAGUGAAAAAAUAAUUUAGUUUUUUAAUUUAACUUUCAAAAAAUCAAAACUAAAUAAAAACAACAAUGAACAUUGCAAAACUAACUAAAAGUAAAUAGAAGUAAAGGUAAAAUCAGCUUAGUUUUAGUUCCCCCCCCCCUCAGUUUUCAGUACCUAUAAAAAGUACUCCCCCCCCCCCCCCCUUGGAUAUUUCCCCUUUUACAGCUUUUAUAAAAGGAUUCAUUUAAUUUGGACUUUUUUACAAUAAUUUACACAAAUCUCCUCUUUAAUGUCAAAGUGAAAACAAAUUUCUAUAAAGUAAUGUCUCUGAACCCAACCUCACUCCUCCAAAACAAUGACACUGCUCCAUCUCCUGCUGUUCUGGGGCUUUCAGUACUAGCACUUCUGCGUCCUGUUUCAUUUCCCCAUCAUCUGACCCCAUCAGCUCUGUCCAGACGUUUUGCAAGUAUCUGUGUGAUACCAAAUGCUUCGGCUUUGACAUAGUUCUUUAUGAACUCUGUUACUUCCAGUGGCGUGAUUCACCUGAAACCCCAUGGCUACCCUGGUCAAGACUACAAAAGCUCCGUUUGCAUUAGUUGCUUGUUGGGUAUAAUUUGGCAGGGAAGUUUAACCACUUGUGUGGAAAUUAACAGUUAGAUUUUUGUUUCUGUUCAGCGGUGCUUGAAAAGCAUUUUUUAAACAAAAGACACCAGGAUGCUUUACAGGUAUCCUGAACCCUAUAUCUGAAAACAGAUGGUUCUAGAAGGAUUGGUCCCGUGAGAAUGCACUUGUGUACCUAACUCUUUCACCACUGUUAUGGUGAUUUGGCGUGAUGAACUUGAAACCAGAAGGUUAUGCACAUUACAGUAACAAAAGGCUCAAAUCUGGCCAAUUGUUUGUGGGGCACAGUUAGUCAGUGCAGCUUAGCAACUUAUGUACAAAUCCAAUUUGGACCAUGCACUUGAAUUCAGUGUUAUUUCAAUAGCACUUGUAACACAAGAAACCAGAACAUUUCAGGGGAGAAUUAACAUUUAUUGUUGCUGAGCACAAACAGAGAGUUUAGAAGAUUCAUUGCACUGAGAAUGCACCUGUGUGCCUAAGCCCUCUACCAGGUGCACACAUGCAAGAAAUGAUGGGGGAAAACCUACCCAAAAACUUAAUUGGCCCUUAUAGGGUUUUUCAGGUAGGGGUAUUCACACUAAAAUUUGGUGUACACAUAUUCUUGAAUUCUUGAAAAAGGGUGUAGACAUAUUUUUGAAUAUUCCAAAAGAUUUUAGAUUGUUAUGUCGUCUCAGAUGGACAAUCCGCAAAAACUACAACAAAAUAAAUAAUAGCUUAAGCGAAGUUCUAUUGGGAAGACUCGUAGUCACACAUUCCAUUCAUAACUCGCUAACCAAUCACAGCUCAGAAGUACUACUAGCAAAUUAACACGCCACGUCAUUAAUUCAUUCUUCUUCCUCGAUUCACAGUCACGUUGCCUACGUCUCCCAUUCAUUCAACUAGCCCUCUACGAACCAAUAGGAAGUACAUGUGCUUCUUAAAAACUUCUGUAUCUAACUCACCUCCUAGCUACUUUCAGUAAGCUGAUUUCGAUGUCUCCACCGCCACCAGUCGGUCCCCGUCUCAAGCGUAUACCGGGGGAUAGCACCUCGUCCCUGCCUCGCUCUAUCAGCAGGAUCCGAUAUCCCUGCACUGCUUGCCAGACUACGGACGGGGGCCUACGCCAAAGACUUUACUAGGAUUAAAACGCCUUUCAAUAUAGUUUGCCUCCCGAGUCUUUUUGGUAGAAUUAUAAUACCAGAAAGCUAAAUAGGUUGGCAACCCUUGUGAAAUUCACUUGUGUGAGGGCAUACUGUAUUCUCAUCUUAGAUCCCAGUUUUUUGAUGAAGUAAAAAAAAAAUAGGACCUAAGAACAUGUGAAUUUGUUUAGAAUGUGUGCAACUCUUCAAAAUGUAGCUCAUGGCACUAAUAUUUAUUCUGAACUUCCACACCGAGACACCUUAGUAGUCUCCUCCUAUCUACAGUGUACUGUUAGACAGGAGUGUCGAUUUCACCAGCAGUUUUCUAAUGGCCUUAUAUAGUCAUCUCUUGCAUAAAUUGUAGGGUGCCGCUUAUACAAAGCCAAAGAGAGUCCUAGAGACAUUCAUUUCACCAAACCUCUAUUGUCAAGGUAGCUGUCAGAAUAAAGCCGCAUAGUUGAAUAAUCUAAUUUCAUUCUAAAGUAGAAUGUAGCUCGAGCCUGAUUCUGCGCUGAUGCAUCAACGUAAAAAGUCUGCUAUGUCUAGACAGUAGUUCUGUCUCUCAAUACCAGCUUAAAUACUUGAACAUUUUUAUUUAAUUGCGUAAAAAUGGUCAUACAUUGGGUUGAAAUGCAAAAGAUUUUUAACACGCUAAUGUUCCACUAAAUAACAUUGGAGUUAAGCUUAGAAGAAUGUGUAAUAGUCUUUUAAAAUAAAGAACAAUAUUAUAAUGUAUGCAUUUCAAUAGCUAUAUAAUAGUAGAAGGCAUUUUCCAAAUGCAAGAGAAAAAUGUUCUGAAGCGACUGGCCUUAUGAUCUAUUGUUCAAGAAUUGUAUAUCCAAUUCUCUAUAUGGUAAACAUGAAGGUUUUUGUUAAUAUCUUUAAAAGAAAUGGAAAGAUUAUAACAACAGAAGUUAAAAAGAAAAUGCAGUUUGUAGUUGUCUAAUGAACUUUAAGUUAUUGCUCAUUGUAUUGCUUAUUCUGAAGAAAUGAUUUCCUGGCAUUAGCAAAAGAUUCAAUAAAAUGGCUGUGCUACA